Messenger RNA from Triticum aestivum (bread wheat), 549 nucleotides. RefSeq lists its product as uncharacterized. NCBI's taxonomy places the organism in Eukaryota, Viridiplantae, Streptophyta, Magnoliopsida, Poales, Poaceae. The record is from RefSeq and is a predicted model, not a curated record.
AGUAGUAGUAACGGAAAGGAACAGGUUUAGGAGAAUUUUUUUAUGUCUUUCUUAUAGCGAUCGCUGAAAGUCAGUCAAUGCCCUGGCUUCAAUGAAUGAAGACCGAUGGGCUACGAAGUGGAGAUGAUGUCGUCGUGUCAUUGCUCAGGCUCCGGCGCCAUCCGCCCAAGUCCGCCACCCGCCGAUCCACCGGGCUCCGCCGCCAUCCGCCCAGGUCCGCCGCCCACCGAUCCACCGGGUUCCGGCGCCACCCGCCCAGGUCCGCCGCCUGCCGAUCCACCGGGCUCCGGCGCCACCUGCUGAGCAUGCCCCUCGCCUACCCCAGGGCUGCUUCACCACCGAACGCCACCACUUCACCAGGCAGCGCCGCCCAACUGCCACCUAUGACCUGCGCCCUCCCUGCCACCCCACCCUCCCACCGCUCCAUCCUUGGGUUCCCUCACCGAACGCCCUCCCGACGACCACUUCUCCACCAGCGGCGCCACCCCGCUCCUCAGAUGCACCUCCACCAGCGAAUGGCUGCUUCGAUCAACAUCGACAGUUUCACGG